Messenger RNA from Phytomonas sp. Hart1, 1269 nucleotides. Lineage: Eukaryota; Euglenozoa; Kinetoplastea; Trypanosomatida; Trypanosomatidae. The record is from the annotation of a GenBank genome assembly.
AUGUGUUUUUACAAAUCUGCGGUUCUUGUUUAUAAUGUUAUCGAAGCGUGGGAUGGCUACCUUGAAUGGAGGCAGCUGCGAUCCUACGAUAAAAAACAGUUGCCCAAGGAAUUAAAAGACGCAUUCACUAAGGAAGAGUUUCAAGACAGCCAGAGUUACGGGAAAGAAGGCUCAGUCCUUGGGUUUCUGAUACGUGCAAAGAGUCUGAUUGUUUCGAACGCCAGGCUGCUCUUGAAAGUUCCAGCAAAGUUGUACUACCUUUUAUCGUCUAAAAGCGGCUUGCGAACAGGGUCUUUUGCGCAUGGGUGGCUUUUUAUGGUGGGCCUGGAAGCGAUCAGCACUCUGAUAGACAUUCCGUUUUACUAUUAUUACCACUUUAUGUUUGAAAAGAAGCAUGGGUUCAACAAGAUGUCACGCUGGGAAUUUGCCAAAGACACCAUAAAGACGUUUUUACUGAAGUCUUUGCUGCUUUGCCCCAUCCAAAAUGGUCUGAUUCAUUUUGUGGUGUCGAAAUUUGGUGAGCGGUUCCCGUUUUACUUUUUUUGCGCUGGCACUGUAAUCGCAGUUGCCACCACGUUCAUAUAUCCGACCUUUAUAUCUCCCUUAUUUAAUGUGUUUACGCCACUUGACGAGAAUGGGGAACUGUAUAAAAAAGUCAAAGUUCUAGCCGAUAAGGUAAACUUUCCACUCAAAAAGAUCUGCAUCGUCGACGGAAGCCGACGAUCGGCUCACAGCAAUGCUUAUUUUUACGGAUUUUGGAAGAACAAGCGCGUUGUUAUUUACGAUACCCUGCUCGAGCAGCUAAAAGGGGACGACGAGCAGCUCUUGUCGAUCCUUUCUCAUGAGUUUGGCCACUGGAAGAAAGGUCAUGCCUAUUACAUCGCGGCCAUACACUUAUUGCAACUAUUGCUCAUUUCGUAUGGCGCGAGGUUUGUUAUUUUUAACCAAUCCCUGUACACCGAGUUUGGUUUCAAAGAAAUGGAUCCCGUGCUAGGAUUUUCAAUAUUUCUGGAGGACUUUCUACAGCCUAUGUUAAUCGUGCUGAAUUAUCCCAUCAUUCAACUUAUUCGCCGACAUGAAUUCGAUGCGGACGAAUUUGCGGUUUCAAUGGGCUAUGGACCCAAGUUAAAGGAGUCAUUAUUAACCCUUACGAAGGAGAAUAAGUCCAAUUUCACACCCGAUCCUUUGUACAGUGCACUAAAAUAUACCCACCCACCCCUUAUAGAGCGAUUGAACGCUAUAACGAUUGCGGAAAAAAAACGGGCUUAG